Messenger RNA from Charadrius vociferus (killdeer), 321 nucleotides. RefSeq names its product eukaryotic translation initiation factor 1 (gene EIF1). Gene Ontology annotation, cellular component: eukaryotic 43S preinitiation complex. The transcript is spliced from 4 exons. NCBI's taxonomy places the organism in Eukaryota, Metazoa, Chordata, Aves, Charadriiformes, Charadriidae. Gene Ontology annotation, biological process: translational initiation. The record is from RefSeq and is a predicted model, not a curated record. Gene Ontology annotation, molecular function: ribosomal small subunit binding; RNA binding; translation initiation factor activity. Bases 1 to 321 code for a protein of 106 amino acids.
AUGGACAGAGACCCCUUUGCUGAUGCAAGUAAGGGUGAUGACCUGCUCCCUGCCGGCACUGAGGACUACAUCCAUAUAAGGAUCCAGCAGCGGAACGGCAGGAAGACCCUCACCACAGUCCAGGGCAUCGCGGAUGAUUACGAUAAAAAGAAACUGGUGAAGGCCUUCAAAAAGAAAUUUGCCUGCAAUGGUACUGUAAUUGAACACCCCGAAUAUGGAGAAGUGAUUCAGUUGCAAGGUGACCAGCGCAAGAACAUAUGCCAGUUCCUCGUAGAGAUUGGACUGGCUAAAGACGACCAGCUGAAAGUCCAUGGGUUUUAA